CCCAGCAUGCAGCCGUGGAGUGAGUGAAGAUGGCGGAAGGUGGUGCGGCGGAUGCGGAGACGCAGAGAGGAGAUCUCGCGACGCUCCUCAAAACGCCGCUGCGCAGAGCUGACACAUGGUAUUUGGUGGACAGUCACUGGUUCAAGAAGUGGAAGAAAUAUGUCGGCUUUGACAGCUGGGACAAAUAUCAGAUGGGUGAUCAGAACGUCUAUCCUGGACCGGUGGAUAACUCAGGCCUGCUCAAAGAUAAAGAUGUGCUGGGCAUUAAGGAGCACCUCAUCGAUGAACUGGACUAUAUCCUGGUGCCGACGGAGGGCUGGAGUAAGUUAGUCAGCUGGUACGGACUGACAGAUGGACAGGAGCCCAUUGCACGCAAGGUGGUGGAGCAGGGGAUGUUCGUGAAACACUGUAAGGUGGAAGUCUACCUGACCGAACUGAAACUAUGUGAAGACAGCAACAUAGACAAUGUCAUCACGAAAAGAUUCAGCAAAGCAGACACCAUAGACUCCAUUGAACGAGAGAUGCGGAAGUUAUUCAGUAUUCCAGACGAGAAGGAGACCCGGUUAUGGAAUAAAUACAUGAGCAACACGUUUGAGCCACUCAAUAAACCAAACAGCACCAUUCAGGAUGCUGGACUCUACCAGGGACAGAUUCUAGUUAUUGAGCAGAAGAACGAAGACGGCACGUGGCCUCGUGGCUCCACACUGAAGUCAUCUGGCUCUUCCACACACUCUGCUUUACCAAAGAUCUGCCCUUCAUCCCUCACAAACAAUCAUAACAGCAGCUUCAGCGGCCGCAAUUUGAAGAACUCCAGCUACAGUCUACCAUCCUAUCCUCCAUAUAAUAGUUUUGAGUACUCAGACCAGCGGCGCGGUGAGAAGGCCGGACUGUGCGGUCUGUCGAACCUCGGCAACACCUGCUUCAUGAACUCUGCCACACAGUGUUUGAGUAAUAUCCCUCCACUGACCGAGUUCUUCCUGAAAGAUAAGUACCAGGAUGAGUUGAAUGAAGAGAACCCUUUAGGAAUGAAGGGAGAGAUUGCCAAAGCUUACGCCGAACUCAUCAAACAGCUCUGGUCUGCCAAAUACAAUUAUGUCACACCAAGACCAUUCAAGACUCAGGUGGGCAGGUUUGCUCCUCAGUUUUCGGGGUAUCAGCAGCAGGACUCCCACGAGCUGCUGGCCUUUCUUCUGGACGGUCUUCAUGAAGAUCUGAACCGCAUCAGGAAGAAGCCUUACAUUCAGCUCAAAGAUGCUGAUGGCCGACCGGACAAGGUUGUGGCAGAGGAAGCAUGGGAGAACCAUAUCAAGAGGAAUGACUCCAUCAUCGUGGAUAUUUUUCAUGGUCUUUUCAAGUCCACUCUGGUCUGUCCUGUGUGUGCAAAGAUCUCUGUGACCUUUGACCCCUUCUGCUAUUUGACACUUCCUCUGCCCUUGAAGAAGGAGCGCACACUGGAGGUGUAUCUGGUGUGGCUGGACCCCCUCACCAAACCCACACAGUAUAAACUGACGGUUCCUAAAGUGGGCUAUAUUACUGAUCUGUGUGUGUCGCUCUCGGCUCUGUCUGGUGUACCUGCUGAGAAGAUGGUUGUAACAGACAUAUACAACCACAGAUUUCACCGCAUAUUUGCCUCCAAUGAAAACCUGAACAGCAUUAUGGAGAGGGACGACAUCUAUGUGUUUGAGGUUGCUGUAAAUUGUCAGGAGGACACGGAUCAUGUGGUGAUUCCUGUUCUUUUGAGAGAGAAAUACAGGCAGUCUGGUUUCAAUCAGACCAGCUCACCUCUGUUCGGUAAGCCCUUCCUCAUCACUGUACCAAGAACACUGAGCGAAGACAAGUUCUACAAUCUUCUGCUGCUGCGUCUGUGUCGUUUCAUUCACUCAGCCUUUGAAGACGAGGAGUCAGAGGAGACAAACUCCUCCAAACACCACACAAUUAAUGGCAACGCAACCAAUGGUAUAAUGGAGGAGGGGUCGCCGAGUGAAAUGGAGACAGAUGAACCCGAUGAAGAAUCCAGUCAGGACCAGGAACUGCCCUCUGAGAAUGACAACAGCCAAUCAGAGGACUCGGUUGGCGGUGACAACGACUUGGAGAAUGGAGUCAUCCCAGAAAACUCCAGCAAAGGACAGCAAAUUACAAGGCACAAAAAACGACUUUUCACAUUCCAGUUGAACAACAUGGGCAAGGCGGCCUUUAACUUCAUCAAAGGAGAUCUGCAACAAAUCCGAUUUGAUGAGGAUCAUUUACGACUCAGCGAUAGAUGCUAUCUCUCUUUGGACUGGGAUCCUGAAAUAAAGAGAAAAUACUUCAAUGAAACUGUGACAGAGGACUUUGAUAAGCACGAGAGUAUGGACUAUAAACCUCAGAAGAAAAGCUUCUUCAAACUGAAGGACUGUAUUGAACUCUUUACCACUAAAGAGAAGCUGGGAGCGGAUGACCCCUGGUACUGUCCCAACUGUAAGGAGCACCAGCAGGCCACUAAGAAACUGGACUUGUGGUCUUUACCGCCGGUGCUGGUCGUCCAUUUAAAGCGCUUCUCCUACAGUCGCUACAUGAGGGACAAACUGGACUCGCUUGUGGAUUUCCCAUUGCGUGAUCUGGAUAUGUCCGAGUUCCUCAUCAACCCAAAUGCUGGACCCUGCCGCUAUGACCUCAUCGCUGUGUCCAACCACUAUGGAGGAAUGGGAGGAGGACACUAUACUGCGUAUGCAAAGAACAAGGAUGAUGACAAGUGGUACAACUUUGAUGACAGCAGCGUAUCGCCAGUUAAUGAGGACCAGAUAGUGUCCAAAGCUGCAUAUGUCCUGUUUUACCAGCGUCAAGACACUGUUAAAGGGACAGGCUACUUCGCACUGGACCGUGAGGUCACUGAUGAGCAGGAAAACUCGACGCCGCAGGAGAACGCAACCCAGAGUGAAGAAGAGGAAGAUCUAAAUGAUAAUGAGAAUGAGGAAGAUCUUGAACCCAACCGUGACGUUACUAUGAACACCAAUUGAGGUGGAAGGUCAAUCAUACAUCCAAAGCCAUAUGUACACUAAACGACGCACCUGCGUAUACGGGGCGAGAAUGUAAAGAUGGCGAAGUGCUCGGAUUCCACUUGAGACGCCAGUAUUUUCACAAUUUUCCAUGAAAAGUGGUUAUUUGGGAAGUAUAUUGAUAAAACCACGGCGUACAAUGUAGGCAGCAUUUCUGUGUGGGUUCUUUAGUUUUCGCAUGAGUGAAAGAGUGAGCGGUGCAUAAAUGAGUGAUUAGAAAAGUUUUAUGUGUUAGCUUGUUUUAUUUUGUAUAUACCUUGGAGGAACACUGAACUAAAGGGUUUGGUGGACUACUGACUGUUUGUUGCACAAUCACAUUUGUUUUUCUUAUCCAUGCCAUGUGUAUCACAAUUGAAGCUCUUCAAAUGCUUCAAGGUGCUUAUUUACCUGUGAUGCAUCGCCAACAGCAUGUGCGAAACGGCCCGUCAUGUAAUGGAAAAGCCAUUUGUGCUGCUAAUGCCUUGUGUUGGUUUUAGGUGACAAAAUCUGGGGAGUCAAGUCGAAGGCCAUAGUUUUACAGUUGAGUGUGUGUGCGUGUGUGUGUGUGUGUGUAAGCACUUCUCCUCACAUCUUCUAUUCAUAGAGGCUUUUUACAAGAUUUUGCUGAUACAUUUGGCACUAUUUUCUUUCUUUCACCAAUGCCUUAAAUGUAUUAUCAGACUGUUGCCUUUUCUUUGCACAAUUCUCACUUUCAGUCACUCGUUUGAGUCAUUGUAUAACACACAUAUACACAAUCUCCAUACCCAUAAAAUACCACUGCUCCGCUCUGAAAUCAAUCCUAACCUAACCCUAACCCUUAAUUGUAUGGAAAGAGUUGUGAGGUGGCCAUCCUCUUGCCUUUGUUUUUGGUGAAUGUUCUUGGAGCGUAAUGGGUCGUUUUCUUGCGUUUGAUAUUAAUGAAAUGAUGGCAAAUGCUUUAUACAGAUCCACCGUGCAGCCUAUCUGUGGUUAUAAACAGUCAUUGGGUUCAGCUAUAACCAACUACUUAUGCUUUUUAUAUAAUGUACAUAAGAGUUCACUCUGUGAGUGCACAUUUGAUACAUUUAUUUAUUUAUAAGGAACCAUUUCAAACAACCUGGAUAGACAGAAGAUGUAUUGAAUGUGGCUUUGGUCGAGCUCUCGUCUGGACUGAAUCCAUUAAAAGGACGUUGUAUCAUCUGUGGGUUUUUUGUAAAUUAACUGAUAUUCUUGCAUGAUGAAUAUGGGGGAUUUAUUUUCGCUGCACUUUGAGUUUACUUUGGGUUACAUUUGAAAUGUGCAUGUGUAUUUAUAUAUGACUUUAAUAAAGCUGAGUAAAGCCUUG
Messenger RNA from Xyrauchen texanus (razorback sucker), 4338 nucleotides. RefSeq names its product ubiquitin carboxyl-terminal hydrolase 15-like. The transcript is spliced from 22 exons. Gene Ontology annotation, molecular function: cysteine-type deubiquitinase activity. The record is from RefSeq and is a predicted model, not a curated record. Bases 30 to 2996 code for a protein of 988 amino acids. Lineage: Eukaryota; Metazoa; Chordata; Actinopteri; Cypriniformes; Catostomidae. Gene Ontology annotation, biological process: protein deubiquitination.